GGCCGAGCAGCGGCGGCGCCAUCUCAGCGCGCCCGGCGGGAGGCAGCGAUGGGGGCCGCUGCUUGGCGUUGGGUGCUGCGCCUCUCCCGGUUCUCCGGCCGUGGCGGCGGGGCGCUGGCGGUGCUGCGGCACCCUGCGGGCAGCGGAGUUCGCGCUGCUUCGUCUUCCGGCUCCGCGGUGAGUGAGGCGGGAGCUGCCCGGCCGGCCGGCCCCGGGGCGGUGCAGGAGUCCUCAGGCUCCAGGGAUGAUGUUCUACAAGACAGACGCACUCGGAUCCAGUCACGGGGGCUGCCCAAACAAAAGCCCAUAGAAGGAGUUAAGCAAGUGUUGGUCGUAGCUUCUGGCAAGGGGGGAGUUGGAAAAUCAACAACAGCGGUAAAUAUAGCCCUCGCCCUAGCAGCAAAUGAUUCGGCAAAAGCAGUUGGUUUGCUUGAUGCAGACAUAUAUGGGCCUUCAAUUCCAAAGAUGAUGAACUUAAAAGGAAACCCAGAGUUAACACCAAAAAAUCUAAUGAGGCCCCUUAAGAACUAUGGAAUCUCAUGCAUGUCUAUGGGCUUCUUGAUUGAAGAGACUGCCCUGGCUGUAUGGACAGGGCUCAAGGUCAUGUCAGCCGUUGAGAAAUUGUUGAGACAGGUUGACUGGGGUGAACUGGACUAUUUAGUAAUUGAUAUGCCACCUGGGACUGGAGAUGUACAACUAUCAAUCUCACAGAAUAUUCCAAUUGCAGGAGCUGUAAUCAUCUCUACUCCACAAGAUGUGGCUUUGUUGGAUGCGCGCAAAGGAACUGAAAUGUUUAGAAAAGUCCACGUACCUGUUUUAGGACUAGUUCAGAAUAUGAGUGUUUUCCAGUGUCCCAAAUGUAAACAUGAGACGCAUAUUUUUGGAGCAGAUGGUGUGAGAGAUCUAGCAAAAACUCUUGGAUUGGAUGUUCUAGGAGACAUUCCACUACAUGUUAACAUACGGGAGACCUGUGAUUCAGGGCAGCCUGUUGUGAUCUCACAGCCUCAAAGCGAUGCCGCUAAAGCUUAUCUAAAGAUAGCUGUGGAAAUAGUAAAGCGCCUGCCAGCACCUCCAGCUUGAACAGGUUGUCACAGGCUUACCCAUGGAGUGAUCUUUUGAUGUGACUACUGCAAGAGUCCUGCUGCUUAAUGGUGUGGACACUCUUUUUUCAAAGAGCUUUUCUAGGAGUUAGUUUAUCACAGUUUAAGUUACAAUUAUGAUAUUUAAUGGUUUUCAAAUCAUUAUUUGGCUGAGCCCAAAUGGAUUCAAUUAUGCAGAAGAUGAUAGAUGAUAUUUAACUGCUGGACUGUAACAUUAUCAAGCAAGAAGGGACAAAGUACAUCUUUCAGAUGUGCCCUGUUUUAAGGUCAAGAAUGGAAAACAGCCUGUCCAGCCAAGCAGCAUGAUGAGAGGUAUGCCAAGAUGUAAGUCCUGCUUAAGAAAUGACAUUUGCAAUGCUGUAACUUCUGUAAUUUUUGGUUCAGCUUUUCACUUGCUUAACUACCAAAAUGACUGUAACCUUUGCAAAACCUUAAGUAGAAAAUUCAGUUAUGUAACUGCAGUACAUUUUUGUUCCUUUAAAAAAAUAAAAUAAAAGAUACACAUAUAGUCUGACUGUAAUGGAUCAUGAACCAAUUAAUUUGUUAUUAGAUAAUGUUCAAUCAUGAAGUAAUUCAGUUUACUGGAUUACAUGACCCUUAGGCUCAUUUCUUGACUGCCUUACAUUGUAAUAGACUCAGACAGGACACAAGGUAACUGAGGUCUUUGUGGAAAACUCCAGAGCUCGAUUUGCCAGGGGACGUAAGCAAUCAAGAUAAAUUAAAUUCUUGAAUGCAUAUUCCUAUUACAGUGCAGCAACUUGGAAUUUAAGUGUAAUGACAAAAUUUUGAAGGAGGGUAGACUUUGGUCUUCAAAGGGCAUGGCCCUUCUGGUUUUGUUAUCUUAAUGCUUUACAUUCUGUGAUAUUUAUUCUUGUGUUGGUGUGCUGAAGUAAAAGAAUAUGCCUCCAGGGAAUGAGUUUCUGUCUACAAUUAGAUGUCUGAGUUGACAUUUGGGCCCUUUCAUCUACACAAUGUGAAGUGUAGGCAUCCUGAACAUAAAUCUUAACUACACUGGGAGAUUUUCCACACUAAGGAAUUCUGUGCUACUGACUUCUGUGGGACACAGAUUCUUCCUGUAAUCCAAAUAAUUAUUCAUACAUUUUUCAUUAGUUGAUUUUCCUUACUGAAGCUCUAAAAGAUUAAAAAAUAAUUUAAAAAAAAGUAUCCAUUUACAUUAGGAAUGUUUGAAUCUUAUGUACCCAGAAUUUACAUUGGUGAGAGGGAUAGAAAUUAUGGGUCGAUUUUCAAGCUUUAUUGAAUUUGCAAGCAUGUAAAUGACGUGCUUCAAAGCUCGGUUUGCUUAUUUAGUUAUUUCAAGUCAAUCUUGACACAUGUAAUUGAGUCGCCUCUGCUGUGCCUUCCCUCAUGAGGUCUUGUAUCAGUAUUUUAUUUUUGUCACGUUAUCCCAGACCUGUAGAACUGACACAAAUAUUCAGACCCUUUCAGUUGCUGAAUAGAGUUUACAGAAAUAAAAGGUGGCUCAGUGUUCUGCUCUUUAUUCCAUUGAUAACAUCAUCCCUCUGAAUUUUCUCUGUGCAUUAUUUACUUGUGUUUUACCUGUUAUAGUAUUUAAUGUUUACGUCCAUAAUAACCCUGCAGUGAUUUUGGUGUAGUACAGUCAUUUAAGGAACAAAAGAAGUGGGAUUCCUGUCUUUUUUAGAAAAAGACUGUGGUAUUUGCAAGAAGGUUUGUGACUGCCUCUGACAUGCAGUUCCUAUUGAGAGUGGGUGAACAAUGAGCAUUUCUAUACAUGUACUAAUUUUUACUUUUCCUCCUUUUGACCAAUUGUUGUCUUUGCUGUGUUGAAAGUAUUACCCGUAAAACUAUGUUUAAUGCAUUUUUAUUACUUAUUUAUUACUUAUUUAUUAAUAAUUGCAUGAAGGACCAUCAGAGUAGGUGGGACAUCUUUGCAUUUUAAGGAUAACUGUGGCCAUACCAAACUUUAAAUGGGAACACAGUUGCUUUACCUUUCCAUUUUUCAUGGGCAAGAAACACAUUUCCCAGGCCUCUUCCUGCAAAACAACUGAAGGGAAUAGGUGCCAUGUCUAUUGGGACUUAAUGUUACAGAAGCACACAUUUAUUGUUAUUUUUUCAAAUUCUAGAGUACCUUGUUAACUAAAGAGUAAUGACUUCUAGCCAGUGUGCAAGAUUUCGACUGUUAGAUCAUGAAAUCAGCGAUAUUGGGUAUCGGUUGGCAGUUGGAUCAGUCAGAGGCUGAGCAGGGGGCACUGGCAUUUAACCAUACAUUUAUAAAUAAGGUCACAGACUUGACAUACAGUGUUGUUUGCUCUUUCCAGCUUUAAUAUUUUACUUUCAUCUGUCUGAUAUUUCCUAGUGUACCACUGUAGUUUUUUUGUAAAGAUGCUAAUCCUAACGAUAGGACUCAUCUCUCCUGAACUGCAGGGUUCUAUGCUCUUUGCUCAGGAGCAGUGGAAGACUUCUUGCAGAAUUACCAUGAUCAUGGGUUACCAGCACGUAAUAACUGAUGGUUGUUGUGCUGUAAGUUGCAAUUACAGACAGCAGCAUCUCACCAGGCAAAGGAGGCAUGCAGAUAGAGGGACAGAGGCUACCCCAUGCCAUCUCCUGUGUGUGCUGAGGGCACGGCUGCCAAAUUGCCUUGCAAUGCUGCUUUACCUGUGUGAGCUGCUGCAGUUCCUUCUGUCUUCUUCAGCACGCUGUUCUUUGGGUCAUGAGCACAGUUGUGCUUGUGGAUAACUCCUGCUGUUCCUUCAUGAGGAACACGCUGUGUCUUAACACAAUGUGUUUCCUGGCUUUCAACAACAUCAGUUUUGCUGAAGUUGAAGCUCAAAGCAGGUAUGAAAUUGUGUUGGUGAAAUAUUGUGCUAUAAAAUUUCUACUGCUACAUUCUGAUUGCUGCAAACUGGUAAGCCACUUAAGAUUGUGGUUUGUGCAUUCUUGCAGAUGUUAAAUUUCUCUUCACAAUAGCUGUAACACUUUAAUUGUUCUUUGAAGUUGUGAGGGGAAAGUAGUUUACAAAUCAAUUUUUUCUCUACUAAUUCAAUUAGACUUUAAAUUACAGCACUUUUUGGUUGCUCUGAUUGGUGAUCAUGGGGAUGAAGCAGCUCAUUUCAGUGUAUCAACAAGAAAGAAGUAAAUCUGAAUUCUGAAUCUGCUUCAAGUGAGACUCGCUUGGGCCUAAUACAACAGAUGAAUCCCUCCACAGUGUUCUUCCCUUUGUGGGAAUGGUUCUCAUCCAGGCCUGCACCCAACUCCCUUUGGUCUUUGAUCAUGAUUCUCCUGGAGCCAUUGGAGUGGGCUGCUGGUGUGCUGGUCAGCUGUGCUCUGGUGGUUACCAGGCCCCAUAGUGCAUGCUGAGGGCUACAGCCAAGGGGGAGAAAAAAAGAGAGGUAGUGCCAGUGAGAAUAUAUCCAGGUUCCCAGAAGACUCUGUUUCGAUAACGCCCAACUUGCUGGUGCUGGAGAGAAUCAGCAGGAGAGUGAUAACAAAGGAAAAACCUUCUGUUGCUUAGGUGAAAGAUUAAAGAGCUGUGAGCGACUCUGGGGGCUGCAGAAUUGAUUUGCAAAGGCCCCUGUUGUACUGUGCAAUGAGAUAAAGGGGAUUUAGGUGCCCCAGCUGUGCAGAGCCACUGCAAUAGCAAACACAGCCCUGAGGUUGGCAUGUGAGCUCUGUACCUGCAUACCCAGGACACUCCUUUAACAAGGGGAGCCAGGCUCUGUUUGUCUCUUUCCAGGUGUUGGUUUUGGUAGUGUCUCCAUGCCUUCAUCUUCACAAGAACAACAGUGAAGGCACAAAGACCUGUGCAGCGUCUGAGAAGAUGUAAAUCUGCAGCCCCCACACUUAGGGUAAUUCUUCAGUUUAGCCUUCACUAAGGACAAGCAAGGAGCAUUUACUGCUUCUCCUGAUAAAGCUGUAUUGCUUGUAAAAAGUGUGAGUAACAUGGUCCUAAUUGCAGGAAGUGUUUUUAGCCUAAUGACUUGAACUGGACUUUGAUCCUUGCCUGCAGCGUUUUUGAUGAAUUGACCAAAUGAGUGUCUGAAUAACAUUUUCCGAUGGGUAGGGGAGGUCUGGUGCACAGCCACAGGCUGCUUACAGACUGAAGGAAAGAUGGUACAACUCUGCUCUGGGGUUUGGUACCUGAGUGCCAGAUGAGUAUCUUGCAGCCCCAUCUGGGCCUGUAUUGUCAUUAUCCUUAUUUAGCAGAAAUGCUUCCUGAUGGAUAUGCUUAGGCAGAACAGUUCUGCUUAAGGAGCGUGACAGUAAGAUGGAUCUGAAUUGCUGAUUCAAUUUCAGAACUGACUUACAAUGACAGGAGUUAUUCCUUAUGAUGAUGAUUAUUUUUUAUUUUGGCAGCAUAGCAGCCAAGGAACCAGUAUGUCAGCCCACAUAUCAGCAAAAGAAAAAAUAAUCAUUCAAGAAGUAGCUUUCAGCUAAAUUUAAGACUUAUCUUUUAUGUGGGUUCUGUUUUACAUUAUAAAGAUAUUAAGUCUGAAAAUAAUGUGUAUAUGUAAAGAUCUGUAUUUUUCCAUUAUCUUGACACAUUCAAUGAGGCUUUCUUUUUGGUGAAAAGAGGACAGGCAGAGCUUGUUAUUCCUUAUGCACCUAUUGCUCUGUUUCUCUGUUUAUAUGAGUUUGGAUCUGAGUACCCACUUUAAUCUAUGCAAAUAAAUGGCUUCUCCCAGGGUGUACGUGAGCCUUCGAACAAGCUGGUGGGGAGAACAUCUGUUGUCCUUUAAUAUUGUUUUGAGGACUCACAGAUUUAUUUGAAGUGCUUUCACUCACACCACUGGGAUUUUAUAAAACUUGUGUUAUUUCCUGUGGUCCAGAGGUUGUUUCGUCUUUUCCAAGAGAAAGGCAGAAGGCUUCUCACACUUGCCUCCCCCACGAAUGCUUCCUGUUACUACUUGAGGGCUGUUUUAAGAGUACAACCUUCUGAAUCCUUUUUUUUUUUUUUCUGAAAUGUAUUUAUUUUUAAUGACUUUUUGAUGGUACUGGAGCACUUUUCCCUUCAAAGGGUUUCCUUUUGAAUUGACACUGAGGAAAUGCUCUAACAGUUUUAAAGCCCAGUUUGGCCGCUAUUUAGUUGAAAUAAAAUGUGAGAAGAUUAUUAAGGUGAGCUCGUGUGCUGUUCCUUCAGCAUGUAAAUGUUACAAAUAUUUUUGCAUGUAAUUAUGUGAAACUGCUAAAGUGAACAAAAGUUGAAGAGCCUGAAUGUUUCCUGCUCCGCAACGAGCAUUCUGGAGGUGAUGUGAGACCUGACUGUCGGGUGGUCAAACAGGCAGGGAUGAGUUUGUGUUAUCUGCUGGAUCAGGAAGUGUCUGCCUGCCACUUUCUAGAGGAGGAAUUUCCAUAUAAACAGGCUUUUGUCUCUGAUACCUUGAGGCCUCUAAUUAAUUACAUUCAAGAUUGAACCAGGGAGGAUUUGGGUUUGCACCACUUCCUGUUGCUGGAUAAUAGGACCCAAUGGCUAUUUCAGAGAGUUACUUUUUAAAACAAGCAUUAAAAGGCUGGGAAAAUGUGCCUCCUGAGCGACUAGGCUUUGAAAACGUAGUCUAACAAACCCGUGUUUAUUCGUGAGUGCCAGCACUACUGACCUCUCUUUUGUAAUGCUAUAAUAUCCUAAGCUUUUAGAAAGCCUGUGAAUUUGUUGCUUGUUUGCAACAUUUUUUUAUAAAUGUGUGUUUAACACAUUUCUUAUACAACAUAGAUACUGCUGCUUCACUGCUACUGCUGCUUAAUUUCUCUGCAUAAUAAAGCUCUUAUUUUGAAAGUGGAUUUCCUCGCCUUUUGGGAGGUAACACAUCUAUAAAAUUAUUACUCCAGAGAAAGAGGUGAUAGCGCUCAUGGAUACUGAAUGCUGUCCUUCCUUUUGGGUUGGUGUAGAAACUAAUCUGUCUCUAUGAAUGUUCUUGGGUUUGUUACCCUGAUGGGAAAUAAGUCUUCAAUAGUACAAAAUGAAACUGCUGGUAAAAUGUCUUUUAAUUAUCAAGAGUUGGUAGUUCAUAAGGUUUGAAAACAGUACAUGGCAGAGAUAUUUAUUUGAAGUAUUUCUGUUUUUGUACUUUUUAAGCACAGCUUUUAAGACAGAUCUGCAGAGUAGUAAGGGCAUUUGGACAAAAUCUGCUGUGGAAAUGGAUUACUUUCCACUGAGAAGCUCUGCUCUUCUCACGCAGUAUGACUCACACAGGUUAAGUAUUGCUCAACGUCACUAUUUGUGUACAGAAUGCUGCAUAUGAAUCCGCAAUAGCAGAUGAGAGGAGGGAAAGCAAUGAAGUGCCAGUGUUUGCCUGGAAUGACCUCAUGCCAGGAAGCAAGAGGAGUUUGUUUGGUACAGCAAAACUACAAGUAGAAUUACACCUUUAGUGAAGGCAGGUGGGUCAGGGCAGAACAGAGGAGGUCUAAGUAGUUUGUAAACUGGAAUGGCGUAUGAGAGGAAAUAAAACAUUUACACUGAUAGAAAUAAAAUCAGAACAUACCUGUUCUGCUUCAACAGAAUUGUGCACGUAGGAAAUGUGUGGCAUCACAGAGACGUAUUGAUCCUGGUGCUUCAGAAAUGAGGAGAGACAGAAGGGUCAGAUCACUGCAGUCCAUCAGGAGUCCUGAUCUAUGACACUGUUUCUUCAUGGUACGGAGGUUACAGGAAUGUAUAUUUACAAGAGAGCUGUUUAAAAUGCAAGCAAACAACAGCAGUUGCCACAGAAUGCUACUUGGGAAAAUAGGCUGAAAUAAAUUAACCUGAAGUUUCAUCUAUUCCUGUUCUUUUUUUCAGUGAGCACUAUACCAAUUGUUUCAUGUUUCCCUUUACAGUGCUUUAUUGGUGCUGGGUGGUAACAUAAAAAUAAAUCGGUCUAUGUAUGGGGGCUAAAAGGGGGGAUUUUGCUGUUUUGAGGUUAAAUUACAGAAUUUUCUUCAAAAUAAAAUGAGAUACGGUGUGGUUGUUCUGUAUUUUCUGUUUUGUUUUGGGGAACUACAGUAAGAAAGGAUGCCUAUCAUUUUGAAUAGUUUGAUGGAACUCUGCUAGCCAGUAGUUAGUCAUAUACUGACAAUAGGAACGUAGCCCUUACAAAGCUCUGGGCUUCUGUCUUUAUGAAUGCCAUAUUAACCUUAUCUUCCUUGGCAUGAGAACAAUAUAAAACUUUCACCUAAGAUGUGAAAGGCGUUUGAGAAGCAUGGGAGUUUACUGUCACAGCAAUGGAUAGUAAAGGUCUAUUGAAUCCAAAUUUUCAGUGCUGUAGGAGCCUGCAGCAUCGCAGUUGUGCCAUGGAAGUUCCAGGUUGUCUGUGACUUGAUAUGGAGAAGUCACACCCUGAACUGUGGCAGCAUUAAACCUUUAGACUCUGUGUUCUCAUUUUCCUCGCACAGGAAGUGACUCACUGAAAUAUUUAUUCUCCACGUUGUGAUCUGUGCUGCCCAGGGAAACAGGAAUCUAUUUACUUUAUCUCUGUAUCGGUGUAUCUUACCAGGCUGUACGGCAUCUGGGAGCCAGAGUUGGCACUGGCGACCAUUUAUUACUGGCUGGGGUUUGCUGCACUGGAGCCCAGUUGCUGUGUAUGAUACUUAGGAAUGAUGUUCUUUAAUUGCACCUGACCACACCUGACUGUUGUGGACUAGGAUUGCUGCUUGGAUUUGCUCUCCAGCUGAGUAGUGCUGCAUUGUUUGUAGGCCAUACCUGGCCCUUCAUGUUUGACGUUACCACAGGUCAUGAGACCUGUAGCUGUGAGGAGACACCAGGAAUGACCCUUUAGCAACCUUCACCGUGUAACUCGGUGCUUUGGCAAGCAAUCAGGCACAGCGGGGGAGCAUGGAGAUGGCAGAGCUGUCAGGAAAGCUGCCUGCUUUCCCUUGGAGGACUUCGGAAGAACUUAGGAGGGCCUUGGGACACCUGGAUAGCUGCAGGGCGGUUACAUGGCAUGAGGACAUGGUCUUCCAUGAACAUGAAACUAGUAGGGAAGCAAACCAGGAACCUUGGUAUUGUUCUGCCCUUCUUGCAAGGAAGGGCAGUCACUAUUGUGAAUUAGUGUUUUAAGGCUAUAUGUUGUGCUUCAAUUGGAUUGAGUAUGUCCUGAUAAUUUAGCAUCAUCAUACUCAGGUUCUAUAUGUUUGGGGGUUUUUUUGUUUUGUUUUUUAAGUUUUAAUUUCUAAUGUGUGCAAAUCAAGCAAUACUUAUAGCAAAAAUGGAAGAUGUUUCUGAUAUGCUUCUAUCCUCCAAGAGGAUAAAAAAGGAUGUCAUUCAUAAUAAAAGAACUUUUAAAGAUAGUUUUCAUAUGUUAAGCCAAGAAACAAAAUGAGGAAAACUAUUGACAGUACAGUUCUGUAAUUUCUGAUGGGACGUAUCCAAUGCCUGUUUUCUGUAACCUGUGCUCCCUAGCUGAGAACCACUGAAAUAAAGAAAGAGGGAAAAACAGAGCUUGGCAUCCAUGGAAGCAGAGAAAUGGUCAACAUAAAUGUGGAGAGAGUGAUUUAUUGUUUGCCUUAGAGCGGAGAGCUGCUAAGAAGCUGGCAUUUUGAAGCCAGGUUCUAAGAGUGGUGAUCUCACUGCAGAUUGGAAAUGUUAUGACUUUCAAACUCUGCUGUAAAUAGGAAUUAAUUUUACUCCUGUGAUGUAUUGUGGAGAACCAGAUCAUGAUCGCUGUAGGUGGCCAGUUACUGCUUGACAAGUCAGGCAGCAAUGACGCUUCCUAGCAAUUAAUGUCUUCCUCUUUGAGAGGAUUAUUACAAUUUGGCCAAGAUCUAUUUAUUGGCAUUACUGCAUACAAACAAUUUUGUUCAACAGCUGCAAUCGCUUUAAAGCCUUUUCCUGAAUGUUGACCUCCAGAAAUUUUGUCCUGUAAGACAUCUGUGACGUUAAUUUGACUAAUUAACUGACCUCCAAUCUAAGGGGCACACUUUUGCAUAUGUGUGGGGGAGGCACAGAUUGCAAGGCUGCCCUGUUUGACCAUCUCAAACAGGAAUCCUCUGCCAGACUCACUUCGGGCUGUGCUUCCAGUGAAGGAGUUUUGAGCAUUGGUGCUCUUUUAAUGAGCUUGUGGUAGAUAGUCUUGUGAAGCAGCGAUUCCACUAGAGCAGAAAUCCCAUCCUAGCUAAUUCAUUCUGAAACGUGUCUUAACUGCUCAUUACCAGUGUUUGUCAUUAUGUUUAUUUCAGCUGUUGUUUUGAUGUAAGCACAGUCAAGUGAUCUGACAACAGCAGAAAAUCACACUGCUUUUGGAGUGGUAGAUUCAGUUUAAGUGUGUUUACAGCAAUUAGUAGUCACCUGCAGUCUGUCAUCUGUUUGUGGGGGACGCCCCUCCUUGCAGACCUAUCCAGAUUUCAGCGGAGCAGCAGUGUUUGUUGCGGUAUUUCAAUUGUGCAGUGCUGUUAACUUGCCCAGUUUCUUGCAAAGCAAAUGUGGCAUAGGGCUUUUCUGUUUUGAGCCCCCAGCAUCUUGCUGACUUACUGCAGUCUGCUGCACUGAUUCUGACAGCAGUACAAAGGAUGCCCAUCUGGACUGCAAAACAUUUUUUGUAAACGCUGGUGCAUGUGAUAUAAACCCUGGCCCAAGCCCCUUCUAUGCAGUGCAGGGGCUCAAAAUCUAAAUCCCUCUGGAGAGGAGAUCAGACCCAUUAAUUCACUGUGAGGACUAUAAAAGGGAUGUUAGAGGAAGAAGGUGCUUUUCCUAAUGUGUCACCCAGCUGGGAAAAUUUCGCAUACCUGAACUGCUUGGGAGACAAAGCAGGCUGCCAGCCCUGGGCUUAGUUCUGGGCUGAGCAAGGGCAACUCACCUCUUGUAGCCCACAAUAAAGGUAUGACCCAUCUCUCUGUCUUUGUAAUGGGAUUGCAUUCUUUCAUUCUCUGUAGGUUCUGAAGCAAGUUCAAGUGUUGCUGAUCCCUUUCACAUCCUGGCCUGUACUGCCUGCCUGUUCCUUGGGAUCAGUUAGAAAGGUACAGGGAAGAUGUGGGAGGGAAAAAUGGUGACAGUUUCCAAGGUUUUUUUUUUUGUCAGUAUCAGAGAAAAGACAUUGUGCUAAACUUUCCAGCAGCUCUGCAGGAACAUUUUUGUGGCAUUAUGAUUAUCAUUUCUUAGGCCUUUUGCUCCAUCAACAAAGUUAUUUGUGGCUGUAGAGGAGUAGGAUACAUUGCUAUUGCUAUUUAUCUCAUGAUUAUCUAAUUAUCUUUGAUAUUAAUUAAGAGGAUUAAAAACACAGAUUACAUUUGUCAGAAAUGUGCUGAAUUGUUUCUUUGUAACUUAUCACGCAUGUAAACUGCCUCUGAACAGACAGAUAUGAGAAAAAGGAACACUGAGCUCCCUUUCUUUUGUAAAACUUGUCCCUCCCAGAAGUCAGUGACUUGCUUUUCAUUUAAUUUCUUUUAGCAAGUAAAACUUCCCCACUUCUUACUUUUUUUUCCUUUUUUUCUUUAAAUGACUCAAUUACUCAACAGGGAACACUGAGGCAGGUCUCAUUAGUUCCAAGCACCUGGAGGCUUUGGAGCCAGCAGCAACAUUUAGGUAAAGACUUCAGAAAGUGCUAAUCCAGGUAGUAUGUUCAUUUGAGGUAGACUCCAUUAUUCUUUACCAGAAAAUACCCAUUUUUCUUGGUUGUCUUAAUGAAAAUACCAAGAAACUUAAGUUCCAUUUCAGUUUAAUACUUAUUGCUGGCCCAUGCAAUAUGUUUAAAGAAGCUGUUUAAGAAAAAUACGUUUAUUUAUUCUAAAUAUGGAGGUGUUUAUCAAAAUAGAAUUGGUGGCGAUUAGGCUGUGAUUUUCAAAACUGAAUGUAUUUGCAACUGUUUAUUUCAUAAGAACAGUUCUCAACUCUAGUAUGUUGCCAUUGGUCAUUGUUAACACUGUGUCUGUUUCCUAUUCUGUGCCUGAAUUUGAAAUGCUAUGACAAAAAUAAAUAGGUGUGCAAACACUU
Messenger RNA from Coturnix japonica (Japanese quail), 11973 nucleotides. NCBI's taxonomy places the organism in Eukaryota, Metazoa, Chordata, Aves, Galliformes, Phasianidae. The record is from RefSeq and is a predicted model, not a curated record.